Protopolystoma xenopodis is the source of this 225-nucleotide messenger RNA. NCBI's taxonomy places the organism in Eukaryota, Metazoa, Platyhelminthes, Monogenea, Polystomatidea, Polystomatidae. The record is from the annotation of a GenBank genome assembly.
UCUGCUCGACAAGUCGAGCAAGUCGAAGUUGCUGACUGCGGCAAAGUUUGGCGAAUCUGGAAGACAGACCGCAUCAAAUGGCAGUUUUCGGUGCUCUAUGCUCUCUCAAACCGGAUCUUCGGCUCCCAAUUCUCGAUAACCGUCUACGUUGAUGCAACAUCGCCAGAUGCCAACUCUUCAAUCGGUCCAAAUGAUCAGGUUCAGCAGUGGUCAUCUUCAAGUUGA